Molecule: messenger RNA, 1396 nt
Organism: Drosophila miranda
Lineage: Eukaryota; Metazoa; Arthropoda; Insecta; Diptera; Drosophilidae
Product: transmembrane protein 39A-like
Exons: 4
Coding region: 290-1378 (362 amino acids)
Cellular component (GO): membrane
Source: RefSeq, a predicted model, not a curated record
GUUUUUUUUUACUUGUUUUCCAGCCGCACAAAAACAUUGAAUACUUGAAAUUGUUUAAAUGUAGUUGCAAGUCCUAGGGAACACAAUUGGCUAACUUAAAAUGGCUUAUGAAGAGCGCAGCAGUGACGGCAGCAGCUCCAGCGAAGCCCAGGACGUCUACGCGAACAUGAUUGGCGGCAAAACGCCACCGGCCCAGACGCCGGGCAGCACCAUGCCCAAACAUGUACCAUUUCCGGAACACUCCACCACAUCCGAGUGGCUAAGCGGGCUGAUAACGUGAGCCUUUACUAUGGGAGCAGUCAUUGUGCAGUUCAUAAACAUAUAUCGCACAAACUGGUGGCUGUCCCAAAGUCACACAAGGCACAUGGUGAACAUAGAGCUAAUCGAUCCGUAUUUACGAUAUCUGAUACUCAUAGUCAAUACGCGAAGGCUGGUAUACUGUGUUCUGCUGGCCAAAGUGAAGACAAACGAGAAGACGCAACAUAUAAUACGCACGGCCAUCAAGUACACAUUUGGUGGCUUGGUGCAGCUGGGCUUGGGUUUGUGUGCUCUGAAACUGUAUCAGAAGCACAGCUACGUAUUGCUGCUCUUCCUGACCUAUCCAGUGAUCAUCUAUCUGCUCAUCUUUGGCUUCCAACUGGAGCCAUUUCUGCGAACCCGCUUCGAGCUGCCCGGUGUCUACAUAAACGACAUGCCUGUCCACAGCUGCACUACCAACGCCGUACGCAUCGAGGAGAUCGAGACGCUGCGGCACGACUUCAACAAACGGUUCAAACAGCUCAUAUUCACCUCAAUGCUCAAUGCCUACUACAGCGGUCUGGUGCCAUGUUGUCUGGCCGUGAAUGUCAACUACUACGUGAUGCAGGCCGCACAGCAUUGCAUCAUUGUGUGUCUGGGGGCGUUUAGUUUAUGCGCCGCAUACCUGUAUCCCGCCAGGUACAGCGAAAUUUUGCACAGAGCCACCUUGCACUUGGGCUGCUGGCAGCGAAUCGACCGGGACCCGGCGCCAUCGCAACUAAUUGUGGCCGCUAGUGCGUUCGCCUGGUCGAAAUUUACGGCCUACGGUCAUGGCAUUGUGGUUAAGCACAACGGAGGACUCUAUCGCAGCCUGGGACUGGUGACGGUGGCCACACCCGGAAAUGCCAGCCAUGUGCGCUUCUAUGCAGCCAUAUUGCUGGUGGAGAUCGCCUCUCUUAGUCCGGCCACCAUCGAGUGGCACUUUGUGCUGUCCAUCAGCUUUGUGGCAUUCACCAGCAUGGAAGCAUUCUUCAAGCUAGUCCGAGACUAUCUCAUAACCAAGGAUCUGUACAAGGCUGAGCAUGGCAGCACCCCACCCGAACGACCAUUCAAAUUGAGUCUCAGAUUUGAAUUUAUGUAAUAAUAACCAUGACGUAGA